This is a messenger RNA of Nicotiana attenuata, 1772 nucleotides long. RefSeq lists its product as uncharacterized. The transcript has 3 exons. The coding region runs from base 228 to 905 and encodes 225 amino acids. The record is from RefSeq and is a predicted model, not a curated record. Lineage: Eukaryota; Viridiplantae; Streptophyta; Magnoliopsida; Solanales; Solanaceae.
AUGGUUCAGAUUCCUUCCUUAUUUUCCGGCUUCUAUUUUUCGCAAAACCCCAACCUUUUGAGUGGAGUUAUUUUUUCUUUUUAGUUGCUAAUAUUUCUAAGCCUGAUGAGAGACAAAGUAGUACUCUAAGACCUUUUGUUGCUAAGUCCAAAUCGAUAGUUGAAUCCAAAUUAUAGCAUCUUGAUAUAACACUCCUAAAGAAGAAUCCAUCGUUUUGAAGCGACAAUAUGGAGGUAUAUUCUGCCUUUAGAGGUCACAAAUUUGGACUUCUAAAGAACAUACCUUUUUCUUCUAUCGCUAGGUCCCAUUUCGCUGGUAAAGAUCGCCGAUCUGGGCUGCCAAAGAACUCAUUAGUUUCUUGCACAACUAGGUCUAUUAUUGAUCAAAGCCAAACCCAUUUCACAUUUAGCUCCUUUCGGGCACAACCAGUAGUGCAAGAAUCUGCAACUAAGGGCAUUUUACAGAGGUUACCUGUUGGCCAUUUGCAUAGUUUUGGAUUCAAGAUUAUCUCAAAGUUGUACUUGAAGAAUAUUUCUCCUACUGAAUUGGAGAAGGAAAUUAUGAUAAAGGAUGUGUUAUUUCUCGCGAAUGGGCCGGAGAAGGAGAAUACAAGGGAUACAACUGAUAAGGUGAUGCGGAAUGAGAAGGUGGAUGAAGAUGCAACCGGGAAUGAGAAUGUGAUUGAAGAUGUGAAAGAAAAAUGUAAUAAGAAAGAGAAUAUGAAUGAGCAGACUAAUUCGAGGGGGGAGCUGAAUGUGAAGGAGAAAGAGUUGCUGAUGGAAAGGGAGGUAUUUGAUGAAACUUAUAUUAAAAGAUUCAACACUUAUGUUGAUUGUUCCUCUCCUCCGCGUCAUAUAUUUGACAAACAUAUCAGAGAUAGUGGUAACCUAAUAAGUUUAUAUUGAUAAUUAAUAACUCACAAAUUAGAGAAUAUUUAGGGUCUAAAUACCUAAAUAUACGCUUACCAAAUAUCCUAGAAAAGUUCCAUACGUUAAGGAUCUGAUGACAUUCACCUUAAAUAGGGGAUAUUACCUUAUUUUUAGAUUAUAUAUAUAAUAUAUAUGUUGUACAAUUUGUAAUUCAAAACGAGGUUGUAUAUUAUGGAAUAUUUUUCAAAUCCUUAAGUAAUUAUGAAAAUUCUCAUUCUAUAACACAUGUAGAAAUUAUUGUCAUAUUUUAGCCUCAAAAUGUCUUCACUUUACCAUGCUUAUUAUCUAUCAUAUAUUACACCUUGUACGAUUAUUACGUGCCAAACGCAGGAAAAUGAUCGAAAAAUUAUUUUCCAAAAGUAAAAUAUUUUCCAUUGAAAUAUUUUCUCCAACUCUAUUCACUGGUGUAAUUAUUCCUUAUCAUUUAGUCAGGUCUUAGGCAGGAAAUGCAAAACAAGGCAAGACAUCAUUAGUUUUGUGAACGGCAGGGCUAAGAACGGACAUUAUAGGAGCUAAAAAUCAAGUGUAGCAUGAUGUGGGAGUGUCAAUUGGAUGAAGCGUUGGGAAGGAUUAACUUCUUAUUCAAGUGUCACAUUAUUUCUUCGUCAAAAAUCAAAUCAUCCAAACUCUCUAAAUUCCAAUGUUCUUGAGUACCAAUAAAUCGUGGCCCGACGGUCAAUGGAGUACUAUAUUGUAUACGGUCGAAACUAGCUUCGUCCAUUGUUUGUCCACUCGAGGAUGAAAUAUGGCAGGUCAAAGCUCGAGCUUGGGUUAUAUCGAACCAAGGCACAAAAGUAGCGUCGAGCUCGUGACCCAGAGACCGAACAAGAUCGAGAUCGAGCA